This is a messenger RNA of Saccharomyces kudriavzevii IFO 1802, 933 nucleotides long. RefSeq names its product Ilt1p (gene ILT1). Lineage: Eukaryota; Fungi; Ascomycota; Saccharomycetes; Saccharomycetales; Saccharomycetaceae. The transcript has a single exon. Bases 1 to 933 code for a protein of 310 amino acids. The record is from RefSeq and is a predicted model, not a curated record.
AUGAUCUCAGAGAAGGCUGCUACCGCCUUGGCCACCGUAGCCACCGUUUGCUGGUGUGUUCAGUUGAUUCCGCAAAUCAUUUACAAUUGGAAGAAAAAAGAUUGUACUGGACUACCACCCCUAAUGAUGUUUCUCUGGGUUGUUAGUGGGAUUCCAUUUGCCAUAUACUUCUGUGUUAGUAAAGGUAAUGUCAUCCUGCAAGUUCAACCUCAUCUUUUUAUGUUCUUUUGUUCUAUCAGUUUUAUCCAAUCCUGUUAUUAUCCACCAGUUAGUAUGGCAAGGUCUAAAAUUGUUUUGAUAAUAGCCACUAUUAUUGCGGUAGAUGUUGGUAUGGAGGUUGGUUUUAUAUUAUGGCUGAGACCUCUUUAUGGGAAGGGUGUCAAAUGGCCCGACCUGAUCUUUGGUGUUUCUGCGUCUGUCUUGUUGGCUGUUGGAUUGCUUCCUCCCUAUUUCGAGUUAGCCAAAAGGAAAGGUCGUGUCGUUGGUAUCAACUUUGCUUUCUUAUCUAUCGAUUCAUUGGGAGCCUGGUUAUCUAUCAUUAGUGUUAUUCUGGGCAAUAUGGAUAUCAUGGGUAUUAUACUAUACUCCAUCGUUGCAGGAAUGGAAUUGGGAAUCUUUGCAUCUCAUUUCAUAUGGUGGUGCAGGUUUAGGCUGCUUACCAAAGACAAAAUUGUUGACGAAGAGAACGACGGAACUCAAAAGGAGGAGCAGGAUGAAAAACUUGAACAAGAGAUCGGCAAGAACGACCACAAUGUUACUAGCACCAAUAUGGACGAUCAUUCAAUUCGUGACGAUGCUUCAAGCUUUGCAGAUGAUUUGAACGUAUAUCAGAGCGCUGAUGGUGGCAUGCUGUCGAGAACCCAAACACUGCAUGCUGUUCAUGGAGUUGUCGCUAGAGCGGAGUCGGAUCACUAUUCCAGGCUGAGUCUAUAG